GUAACGACGUUCAUCCUCCACCAACUUGGAUGCAAACGGACCCGUAGGGAGAUGUAAACAUCCGCGUUACAUUUAAAACGGGGCCAUUCGCAAGACCCGCCUAGCUAACGUUGCAUUGCUGGGGUAGCAGUGGCGCUAUUAGUCACCGCCUUUUCAACCGACGUUCACACCGGGUGAACGUAUCCGGUGUGGCGUUAAUCACUCCGGGAUGGAAACAGGACCUCGAUACGGUCAAAGUGGACUGGACCGCAUUCACGCUGUUUGCCAAUCCUGCUUUUGCCCACAUUGGGGAGAUUGGUGCCUGUCGGAGGCUGUGCCCGCUUGGUCCUCUCUAGUUAUUCCUUAUGCUUGAAAGAAGUUGCACACGGUGUCUUACAGGAUGGAUGGUGUGGACCUAAAGAGACUUGUCUACCAACAUCAAUACUCUGCAUUCUGCCGCGGUGCUCAGUCUUUUUCCAUUUACAAGAGAACCCCUCCCAUAAAACACCCCCAGUCCCUGCCCCAUAUAUAUAAAGAUAGUCUUUGAGCAAUCAAAGGGACGCCACGAGAUAAAUCUCAGUUUAGCCCUUUUGUUUACUAGCGCAGGGUAAUACCACCUAGCCAAGCCUGUAUGGCAGACAUGGAAGUCAUCUUAUUUUAAUUUUUUCGUUUACUGUACCCCUCUUAUUUCUAAGCCCGGGUGGUGGGAUGUCGGAAAAGCCAGACGACAAAAUGGUAAAGUUCCUAGCCCCCCCGCAGAGAAGUGGAAAUGGCCCCAGUUCAGAUUCGAUGAUGGGUGACUCCCGGCCGGUGGAGGUUCGACGCCGACAUCACACCAUGGAGCGCGACCGCUGCAACCCCGAGCACCGAUUCUUACGCCGAAGCGUCAUCAGCGAUUCCAACGCCACGGCGCUGGCCCUGCCGCUACCCAGCAAGAUCCCCGUCCCAGUACCGCCACAGCUUCCGACGCAGGAACCAGUCCCUCCGGAGCCCAAGGCGGCCGCUGCUCCCUCGCCGAAGGCCGAAGCAAGAAACGAUCAAAGCGAGCAGUCUUCUGAAAGCGGUAGGGAAAACCAGCAGGAAAAAGCGAUUGAGAGCGCCAAGGCGGACGUCUCGUUCUCGACGCAACAGUCUACUGUCGCGCAAGAGGUCAGAGACGGAGAGGCGUCGGUAGAGGCUCGCGCCGCGCCGCGUUUAGAGGCACGUUUACCGAGUCACAGAGAACCCGAGAGCGCCGCCGAGGCGAAGGUUUCUCCUGAGAACGAGGGGGAGGAGGAAGAUAAGGACUCUGCCAGAGCACGAGCCGAGGCAGAGUUGAGAGAAGCCGAGAAACGAGUGCAGGACGACAUCGAGGAGGCAGAAACCAAAGCGGUGGGAACGUCGCCGGACGGACGGUUCCUGAAGUUUGACAUCGAAAUCGGACGUGGUUCCUUCAAGACCGUCUACAAAGGCUUGGACACCGACACCACGGUGGAGGUGGCCUGGUGUGAGUUGCAGGACCGUAAGCUGUCGAAGGCAGAGAGGCAACGCUUUAAGGAGGAAGCGGGGAUGUUAAAGGGACUACAACAUCCCAACAUUGUUCGCUUUUACGACUCCUGGGAGAGUCCUUCCAAAGGAAAGAAGUGCAUUGUUCUGGUUACAGAACUGAUGACCUCUGGUACACUCAAAACAUAUCUGAAGCGGUUCAAGGUGAUGAAAAUCAAAGUGCUGCGGAGCUGGUGUCGGCAAAUCCUCAAGGGGCUCCACUUCCUCCACACCCGCGCUCCUCCGAUCAUCCACAGAGACCUGAAAUGUGACAACAUUUUCAUCACAGGCCCAACGGGGUCGGUCAAGAUCGGGGACCUGGGACUGGCCACGCUGAAGCGGGCAUCCUUCGCCAAGAGUGUUAUAGGUACCCCUGAGUUCAUGGCGCCUGAGAUGUAUGAAGAGAAGUACGACGAGUCAGUGGAUGUUUAUGCCUUUGGAAUGUGCAUGCUGGAGAUGGCCACCUCCGAGUACCCGUACUCAGAGUGCCAGAACGCUGCACAGAUCUACCGCAGAGUUACCAGCGGGGUGAAGCCGGGCAGCUUCGACAAGGUGGCCAUUCCAGAGGUGAAGGAAAUCAUCGAGGGAUGCAUACGUCAGAACAAGGAUGAGAGGUACUCUAUCAAAGAUCUCCUCAACCAUGCGUUCUUCCAAGAGGAUACAGGCGUGCGGGUGGAGUUGGCUGAAGAGGAUGAUGGGGAGAUGGAGGCAAUUAAGCUCUGGUUGAGAAUUGAGGAUAUAAAGAAACUGAAGGGGAAGUACAAAGACAAUGAAGCUAUUGAGUUUUCUUUUGACCUCAACAAAGAUGUCUCUGAAGAUGUGGCGCAGGAAAUGGUUGAAUCUGGUUAUGUUUGUGAAGGAGACCACAAGACCAUUGCAAAGGCCAUAAAGGACAGGGUGUCUCUAAUCUCUCGGAAGAGGGCGCAGAGGCAGCAGGUCAGAGAAGAUCAGGAGAAGAAACGUCUUGAAGAGGAAGUGCAGAGCCAUCCACUGCCGCAACAACAAGUAGUCCAGCAGUCUGGUUUGGAGAUGUCUCAGUCACAGCCAGCACCACAGCCCGCAUCCCAUGUUGCACCUCAGUCUAGCCAGCACAGCACACAGAUGAACAGCCAACCAGCCUCUCAGCAGAGCAUUCAGAGCUCAAACUACAGUGCUGCUCAGUCCACUAAUCUCACUGGGAUGUCCCAGGGGGUCCCCCAGCCAAUAUAUGUUCCCCAGUCAAGUGGGCAAGUCCAAGUUCCCAUUCAGGGACAGAGUGUGGGUGGCAUUCAGCCAGAGUCUGAAGAAUCGGAGUCUGACCAACAUCUACAGCAGACUGGGGGAGCUCGAGACAUGGGGGACAGAAUGACUGGGUCCUCCACUAUUCCUGAGGCCCUGCCUCCUCAGCCUAAUGUGUCCUACAGUUCUAAUCAGCAUCUUCAGCAGCAGGCAUCAUGUUCACAGAUGCAAAAUGAAUCAGUGCAGCAGUUGUCAACGGUGCAGGUCGGUCAGUCUGAAGUGGUUCCUAGUGCAUCCACCAACCAGUCAGCCUCAGUGACGCCUCCACAGUACGGAGUUUACUACCAACCAUCGAACCCCCCUCAGCUGGAGAGUAGCAGCGCUUUGCCCCAAGCUCAGAGUGGAGCUCAGCAGCCACAGCCUUGGGGGAGUGAUCCAAGUCCUCCUAUCAUGUCUCCACCAAUCAACGCAGAGCACCUGUACUUCCUAUAUCAGGCCUCGUGCCUCUCUGUUUUGCAGGGUCCUGUGACUGUUCCUCUCUCAACACUAGCAGAGCAGCCUGGGGGUUCUACUGCUUUAGUCCCACCAUCUGGGGAAAGCUGCCUGUCAGAUGCGGCGUCGGGUCUGAGCGACGGUAAUGACGGGGGUUCUACGUCUGGGGGUCGCCACGAGGGGCGGUCGAUGAAGCGACACCAGCGGCGGUCUGUCCGUAGCCGCUCUCGCCAUGAGAAGACUGGGAAGGCCAAGCUAAAUGUUCUCAGUAUUUCUAAUAUGGGAGACCGAGUCGCAGAGUGCCAACUGGAAACGCACAACAGGAAGAUGGUGACCUUCAGAUUUGAUCUUGAUGGGGAUAACCCAGAGGAGAUUGCACAAAUAAUGAUUGAGAGUGAGUUCAUUUUGGAGAGUGAGCGCGAGUCGUUCAUCGAGCAGGUCCGGGAGGUCAUAGAAAUGGCUGACGAGAAAGGAGAGCGAAUUAAAGAUGGCUUCCCACAGAUGAGUAAUCAACAAAAGCCUGAGCUGAGCGUUCCCAUGGUACCAGGGAUAUCCCCCAGCACAACCACGCAGGUGGUUCAUUCAACAGGACGAAGGUUCAUAGUGAGCCCAGUCCCAGAGUCUCGUCUUAAGGAACAGUUCUUUGGAGCCUCUUCUGCUAACUUAUCCCUUGAUGACCCUAGCUCUGCUUCCUUUGGUCUUUCGUUGUCUGCUCCAUCUGGGAUUCUUCAACACGCUUUCAGUCAAGUCAGACAGGCCCGAUUGGACCGAAGCAGCACCCUCGAUCCUGCGCCCUUAGAGCAAGAGCCGGUCCAAGUACCGUCCGCAGAUGUUUCCAGCAAAACCCAGUCUCCUCCCGAAGCGCCGGCUUCCACAGCCACUGUUCACGUCCCAUCCACUGAGGCGUCUUCACCCCCUAAUUCAACGGGAAGAGCUUCACCUCCACCAACAUCUGUUCCGUCCCAAACUGGGAAUAACGAUUCAAGUCCGUCACCACAGUCUUCCCAGGAAACGGCUCACCCACAGCAUCCGCCAUCAACCAGCAUUCCUACUUCGUCCUCUACCGUUUCUCCUCCAUCAACGUCCGUACCCGCAGUACCCGGGUCGCAGCCAAGCGGCAUGGCCACUGGCGGUCCAUCCGUCCCUGUUGCAGAGCGUCAGCCCUUUAAUGGUGUUCCUACGUCCAUCCAUUCUCAGCACCCACCUCUCACUAGUUUACCCAAUCAGACCACGGCCCCGUCGCACCCACUGGAGUCUGAGGGAGCUGAGCUCCAGUCUAAGACGGUGGGCAGAGAUGCCAUCCAAGCCCUAGACAUGAAGCUGCGUUCCCUCUUCAAAGACCCGCUCUCUGGCACCUCGGUGUCGAUGGAUCACAGUUCGGGCACAGGGACUUCAUCUCCGCCCACCUCUUCUCCACCUCCAGGAACCAACCUGGUUCCUUCAUCUAACUCUUCUUUAAGUGUUGUGGGCUCAACCACACCACUGGGACCUGCACAGCCCCCUCAAUCAAAAUCCCGGGCGCAGACUUUACCUACUGAUCUUGAUCAAGCUGCUACACCUCCCUCUGAACCCGCGCACCCGUUUCCUGGACCAAACCAGCCACAGCAGCCCCAGGAGAAUUCAGAUACCCAGUUAAAGAGAGCUCCGAGUCCUGAAACCUGUCAGGGAGGGGACAACGUCCAGCCCCAGGGAGCAGAUUUCACUCUGGGACGUUUUAAAGUCUCUGUUGCACCUGACAGUGGAGCCGGCAACGCUCCAGAUCCGUCCACCGCCGUGUCUUCUUCGUCCCUCACGCCCUCCUCUACGUCCUCCUCAUCUUCGUCCUCGUCGUCGUCGUCAUCCGCGCCUUCAAGCCCAGAAAAUACACUCCACCGGUCAUCGCUGCUGCCUAAAGAAUUCAGUGAAACUGAUGGCAGCUCCUCUAUCUCUGCUGCUCCUGCCAGUCAAACCACCAAUGUUGGACGCUUCCAGGUGUCCAAGAGCACCGAUGCCUUGUCUGAAGCAAGUGCUGCCUCUAAAGUGGGACGAUUUUCAGUCACAGUGACCCCAGCUCCGGUAACGAGCUCCAGCUCUCUACAAAGUAGCGGUAUGCUGAACGGACCGUCAUCCUCCGCCUCCGAUCCUCAGAACUCCCGACCCCCAAACAGCAGCGACAACGAGGGCGACUCCGAAACGGAGGAUGAAGCCCUCCAGAAAGAAAUAAGUCGCCUCAGAGAAAAACACAUGAAGGAGAUUCAGGCCCUGCAGAGUCGCCAGAAAGAGGAAAUAGAGGCGCUGUACUCAAAGAUGGGUAAAGCUCCCCCUCCGUGCGUCGUCUCCCCUGCUCUGGCUCUGGGCGGCGGUCGACGGAGGCGCAAAAGCCACAGAUCCCGCAGUAGUGGACAGCCCAGUCCCAUUCAUUCAGGUCAGAGUCAUGGACCGGAGUCGCCUCUGAAGCAGAGUUUACCCUCGGCAACAGGAGCUUCAGAGAGCGCAGUCAGCUCGGCGUCCGCGCAGCCCCUCACAUCCUCUCCGUCCCUGCCAAGCCUCAGCAGCUGCUCCACCGGAUCGAGUGGAACCAGCUCCUCCAACGGAUCCAGCCUCUGCCAGAACAUCUCCUCUUCUCUGUCCCAGACGGCCGGAGCGGCUCCCUCCGCGUCUCAGAGCCAGAAGGCCAAGAGCACCUUUUCUGAUGACAUGCACCAGCUGGUGGAUAACUUUGCCAGAGAUGCCAAGAAAGGGCCUAAAACCGGAUCCCCGGCAACGCUUGGGCUUGAUAUCAUCCCCCCAGCGAACAUGGGCCGGAAGUUUUCAGCCCCAGGACACCUCGGCCCGCCACAUCACGCGCCCUCCAACUGUACAAGCGCCACCAGCCCCCAUCUCUCCAACCCAGGCAACCCCACAGCCCCCCUGGGUGCACGCAAAGGCUCUCUGGGUCAAGGCGCCCCGGGCUUUGGCUAUCCCUCGGCUCCCUACAGCGCAUCUCAGUGGGCAGGACCCACAGGCACCCCCCAGGUCAGCAUGCAUAACCCCACGCAGCCGCUAAAGCAGUACCAGCCCCCUCCAGCCGUCUCCGUCUCCAUGCAUCAAGGCUACCAAAUGGGAACAGCUCAGACCAACCAGACGUCGGUCAGCCACGGAGGGACCAAUCCGAGGCCGACGUAGCCCAAUCAGGGGCCCUGCUCUAAGCCAAGACGGGGGGGAGGGGGGGUCAGCCGAGAGCCACGGCCUCUCUUUGCAUCCUGCUGGCUAGCUGGCUUUGUAUUGUGCUUUUUUUUAAUUUCACCUUUUUAACAUUGUGUAUUAUUUCUGUUAAAGAGUUAAAAACCUGUGUGGUUGGAGUCCUCUCAGGUAGAUUAAAGUCUGUCUGACAACUGGUGGGAGAGUGCAAUACACCUCCACAGCACAAAAAAAAGCGUCACCCUUAGCCUGCCAUGAGCUGUGGAAGCAAGCUGUGACGAGUCAGACGGCCGUGUCCGGAAAACGUGACGCACACCAAAGGCGUAACCAAAAGCAGCCGCAGGUGUCUUUUUUUUUUUUUUUUUUUUGAAAGCAAGAUGCUGCAACAUCGUCAUUCCUUUAUAGGGGGGUGUGAGGGGGGGGGGAUUGUGACGCGAACCCUUAUCGAUCUGGACUUUUGACCAAGCUGGGACCGAAAAGGGACAGACGUGACCGAAACAGGAACCUGGUGGUGAAAAGUAAAGUUGUUUCAGCGGAGAGCAGAGGAGGCAGAGAGCGAAGUGUACAGAAGGCGUGAAAUAAGGAAGCGGAAUGACUCUGUAGGGUUGGAGGAAAGACUCGGUAAGUUGGGCAGGAGAACCGAUGAGGGGCGGCGGUGUGAAUAGAUCCCAGAGACUACUGAGUAAAAAUGCAAUAAUGGCGAAGUAGAUAAACAGUACCCCUUAUAACUGUGGCCUUAAUCCCCCCAAACACAUGUAAACGUUGGCUUUGUACAUAGAGAUGAGCUCGUUGGGUUAGGAAUUUCUAUUUACCAUCGUCGUGUCUCUGUGAGAGUCUGGUGUCGUUGUGGUUUUGAGUUUUUAUCGCAUAUUAAUGAACGAUAGCAUAUGGGAACAUUAUCCUGGUGUUGAUCACCAUUAGUUUAACUGACAAGGCGGUGCUGCUGGACCACCCCCCCCCCACACACACACACACACACACACACUCCCCUAAACGGGACAUUACGUCUUCAGCCCAGUUAUUAAUCGCUGACUAUACACAUAUCAUAUCCAGAUUAAUAUUAUUGGGGUAGUAUUUACAGAGGUUUUGUGUCUCGUUGACAGGCGGCGGCAAAGUACACAAAUAAACGGGUUAACCUGCAGAGUCGUGUCCCUCACCGUAUGUAUGUGUGUGUGUGUGUCCAUAACGUGUAACUGUGAGCUCGCGCGUCCCCCAAAGCGUCGGCGUUUUCCUCUCCUGUCUGUGGUCUGUUUUUUUUUGUUUUUUUGUAAACGUAUAUUUAAUACAACAGACGAAAACGUUCUUUAUGGAACCUGUAUUCAGCCAUCAGAUUUUGAUGUUGUUUCACUGUAAUUAUUAUUAAAAGGUUGUUAAACAACACGUAAUGAAAUAUAAAAAAAAAAGAAAAGUGCAAUUGCGGGGCGGUUGCGGUUGACGUCGUACUCACCGGUCGCAGGAGCGGACCUGCUCGUCUACGGCUGCCCUGCACCCAUUCUCUCUUUCGUUUAUUCUUCUUUUUUUUUCUCGGUUGUUGUUUUUGUAAAUAUUGCUAAAGUGAGGUAAAUCGUUUUUUUUUUUGUUUUUUUUCACACAAAUCUCAAGUCACAAGAAGUUUGCUUGCGGUGACCCACUCUUCGUGCACUCUUAACCCGUAAACACGAGGAACACUUUAGUGCCUUGCAUCCUCACUAAUGAUCGGUUCCAGACUCAUCUCGUCCCUGCAGCUAAACCACUAUAUAUAUAUAUAUAUAUAUAUAAAUAUAUAUAUAAAUAUCUAUCUAUGAGGUGAAAUGCCACUCGACACAGUCGGUCCACAGCAUGCGACGCUGAAGCAGACGCAGAACCAAGAGCACACGGAGUUAAAAAGUGCAGUUUGUUUUCUCUCUACAUUUACAUUUGUGUUGGUUGUGUAAUCAGCUGUUGUAUUUCUACUUGGCUCGUGGGAACAUGGAUUUUUGCUGACUUUUUUUUUUCUUUUCUUUUUUUUUUUGUGAAUUUCUAACAAGAAAAAAAAAAGAAGCAAACCUUUAUAGACGCAUGUGUUUUACGUGGAGAGUGGGCUGUACAAAGGUUGGGAAGUCCGGCUGCUGUCGCUCCAUCCCUCGGCAGCAGCAGCGGCGCCGCGCCGAUGCCGUGACUCCCUCGCCUGCUUGUAGAUCGAAUUGUUUAACUUCUCUAGAGAAAAAAAAUGACUUCCUGCAAUGCAGAAUAUGCAAUGUUUUAAAGUUUUCUAGGGAAUGAGGGGGUUGUUGGAAACAUUUGCAUGCUGACGAAGUGUUAACUUCACCGUUUUUUGAUAUCGGAAUAAGUAUUUAUUUUAUUUGUCUUUUUUUUUUUUUUUUUUUUUGCUUUUCCUGACAGCCGUCAUUAUCACAGGCACAACUUCAGCCCCAGAUUUAUCAGCAUGCUAACUUUACUGGGUGUUUAUUCCUAUAAACAGCUACCAUUUCCACGGCACAGCACCAGCUCACAAAGGUUAAAGUUCAUCCGCUACCGCACCGUUCCCUCCGUACUGUUUAAGGGCCCCGGCACACAGUUAUACUCUCAAUCUCGUUCCCUCCUGACUUCCUGUGAUUCGGUGUAUGUUUUGUGUACGUUUUUCCACGUUGUACAAAAUGUAAAAAGAAAUAAAAAAUAUCAAAUACAAUGUU
Fundulus heteroclitus (mummichog) is the source of this 9023-nucleotide messenger RNA. It is a transcript of the gene wnk1a, whose product is annotated as WNK lysine deficient protein kinase 1a. Gene Ontology annotation, biological process: monoatomic ion homeostasis; protein phosphorylation; positive regulation of potassium ion import across plasma membrane. The record is from RefSeq and is a predicted model, not a curated record. Bases 688 to 6357 code for a protein of 1889 amino acids. Gene Ontology annotation, molecular function: ATP binding; protein serine/threonine kinase activity; potassium channel inhibitor activity. The transcript has 30 exons. Lineage: Eukaryota; Metazoa; Chordata; Actinopteri; Cyprinodontiformes; Fundulidae. Gene Ontology annotation, cellular component: cytoplasm; cytosol.